GCACCUUUAUGUCGUCAUGGGCUUGCCUGUGUGGCUGUAAAACAAAACUCGGGAAACCUGCCACAGCCUUUGGCCUGAAUCUGCUGUCCGCCGUUCUCCAGAUGGUCUCCUUCGUGGUCAUCGUCGGAUGGGUGUGGUCAAUCAUAUGGGGAAUGAACUUUGUACAGAUUGCUAUAUGCAAGCAAAUUAGCUACGAUAUUACCAGGUCUUCCUCAAUCUGCCGGAAUAAUGCUCAGUAA
Messenger RNA from Candidula unifasciata, 239 nucleotides. The record is from the annotation of a GenBank genome assembly. Lineage: Eukaryota; Metazoa; Mollusca; Gastropoda; Stylommatophora; Geomitridae.